UGACAUGUUGUGUGACUUGUAUGAAACCCUGACUAUCACCCAGGCAGUAAUCUUUAUCAAUACCAGAAGGAAGGUGGAUUGGCUCACUGAGAAGAUGCAUGCCCGGGUUUUCACUGUUUCCGCCAUGCAUGGAGAUAUAAACCAAAAGGAACGAGAUGUGAUCAUGAGGGAGUUCCGGUCUGGUUCUAGCAGAGUAUUAAUUACCACUGUCCUGUUGGCCAGAGGCAUUGAUGUGCAGCAGGUCUCCUUAGUCAUCAAUUAUGACCUUCCCACCAACAGGGAAAACUACAUCCACAGAAUCGGUCGCGGUGGUCGCUUUGGCCGUAAAGGUGUGGCUAUUAAUAUGGCGACAGAAGAUGACAAGAGGACUCUUCGAGACAUUGAGACAUUCUAUAACACCUCCAUUGAAGAAAUGCCCCUCAAUAUAGCUGACCUCAUUUGAGGGGCUGUCCUGCUA
Mesocricetus auratus (golden hamster) is the source of this 457-nucleotide messenger RNA. RefSeq names its product eukaryotic initiation factor 4A-I-like. Gene Ontology annotation, molecular function: RNA binding; RNA helicase activity. Bases 5 to 442 code for a protein of 145 amino acids. The transcript has a single exon. Lineage: Eukaryota; Metazoa; Chordata; Mammalia; Rodentia; Cricetidae. The record is from RefSeq and is a predicted model, not a curated record.